Amoebophrya sp. A25 is the source of this 655-nucleotide messenger RNA. Lineage: Eukaryota; Dinophyceae; Syndiniales; Amoebophryaceae. The record is from the annotation of a GenBank genome assembly.
GCACAACAUGUGUAGCCUUCGUCCAUGCCGACGAAAAGUUCUGCUUAUGACGCGAAGUACUUUUUAAUUGUUGAUAGGUCCAUGAAAAAAUGUCUUGAACGUGAGAGAUAUUUCUUGUGUAAAUCUAAAAAAUCUCUGAUGUGGAUGUGAAGCAUUGUAGCAGGAGCAGAGGCGCACAGCGCGCCGUCUUCUGUUGGAUGACAAGCACAACCCAAUAUACUUCUCGUCCUCCGCGUCCUGGUUCUAUUUUCAUUCCCUCUGUUCGGCACCGGUCUGCGCAGUAGGACGGAAAUAGAAGCCGAUGACGAUAGUGGAUCCUAUUCGUGCAGCGGCAACGGGCUUACUGACGCAACGCACUGCGUCACCUACGUUCCUGAUCCUAAAGUUGUGGCUGCUCCAUCGACACUGCCGAGGUGAAGCACCACAACUAGGCUAAAGUUGCAGACUUCACAUUGUAAAUCAUUUUAGAUUUUUGCAUGCCAGCUACAGACAUUCAGUCCUUUUAUUCCUUUCGACUGAUUCCAGACUCGCCGUUCCGCAGAAUCCAUGGGAAUUCCAGGUUUCAUCUUCAAGACCAUUCCGAGAAUACUAUGUUAUACGAAACCGAAGAGUAAGAGUAAAAGUUAGUUUGUAUUUGUAAGUGUAUCCAGGCGAC